Molecule: messenger RNA, 3114 nt
Organism: Mya arenaria
Lineage: Eukaryota; Metazoa; Mollusca; Bivalvia; Myida; Myidae
Product: mucin-5AC-like
Exons: 11
Coding region: 1-3114 (1037 amino acids)
Source: RefSeq, a predicted model, not a curated record
AUGAGUACAGCUGCACCUACAGCUGCUCCUAAUACAACUGCAUCUCGCACAAUUGUACCUAUUACAAGUGCACCUACUAUUGGAGGUCUGGGUACAGCUGCACCUACAGCUGCUCCUAAUACAACGGCAUCUCGCACAAUUGUACCUACUAUAAGUGUACCAACUAUUAGAGGAAUGAGUACAGCUGCACCUACAGCUGCUCCUAAUACAACUGCAUCUCGCACAAUUGUACCUAUUACAAGUGCACCUACUAUUGGAGGUCUGAGUACAGCUGCACCUACAGCUGCUCCUAAUACAACUGCAUCUCGCACAAUUGUACCUACUAUAAGUGUACCAACUAUUAGAGGAAUGAGUACAGCUGCACCUACAGCUGCUCCUAAUACAACUGCAUCUCGCACAAUUGUACCUAUUACAAGUGCACCUACUAUUGGAGGUCUGAGUACAGGUGCACCUACAGCUGCUCCUAAUACAACGGCAUCUCGCACAAUUGUACCUACUAUAAGUGUACCAACUAUUAGAGGAAUGAGUACAGCUGCACCUACAGCUGCUCCUAAUACAACUGCAUCUCGCACAAUUGUACCUAUUACAAGUGCACCUACUAUUGGAGGUCUGAGUACAGCUGCACCUACAGCUGCUCCUAAUACAACGGCAUCUCGCACAAUUGUACCUACUAUAAGUGUACCAACUAUUAGAGGAAUGAGUACAGCUGCACCUACAGCUGCUCCUAAUACAACUGCAUCUCGCACAAUUAUACCUACUACAAGUGUACCAACGAUUAGAGGAAUGAGUACAACUGCACCUACAGCUGCUCCUAAUACAACUGCAUCUCGCACAAUUGUACCUAUUACAAGUGUACCUGCUUUUGGAGGUCUGAGUACAGGCUUUCUCCUCAACGCAAAUGGAACACAAAGUGGUGGUGAAUGCGUGGACAGCAGAGACUCAUGUCAGUUUCAUAACGACACUUUUCAAGUGUGUGCUGACGUCGUCAAGGCCCGUGAAAUAUGCAAACAGUACUGUGGCCUUUGCAGCAUAGUCGACGGACGUUGGUCCGAUUGGAAAUCCUGGUCCGCAUGUGACGUCACUUGUGGCAAUGGACUGAAGUCUCGCUCCAGAUUAUGCGACAACCCACCACCUGCCAAUGGCGGUUUUGAAUGUUUUGGAAACUCAACCGAAACGUCAGUUUGCUCGUUGGAAACAUGUCCAGUUAACGGUGGAUGGAGCGCAUGGUCGGACUGGGGUUCCUGCAGCACUAGUUGUGGGGCCGGGCUCCAGCGAAGAGACAGAAUAUGUGACAACCCUUGGCCUUCUAAGGACGGGAACCACUGCUUUGGUGACAGCGUGGAUAACCGCAUUUGUCAGCAGCAAUCAUGCGCAGUACACGGCGGUUGGAGUGGAUGGUCGGGGUGGGGAAUAUGCAGUUCUAGUUGUGGUGCCGGGCUCCAAAGGAGAGAUAGAAGCUGUGAUAAUCCCUGGCCCUCUAAUGACGGGAACCAUUGUUUUGGUGACAGCGUGGAUAACCGCAUAUGUCAGGAGAAUAGCUGCGCAGCUGCACCUACUACAAUUGAUCCGACUACAGCUACACCUUCUACGGAUGCAUAUAUUACAGCAGCAACUCCAACAGUUGCACACACUACAGCUGCACCCACUACAGCUGCACCCACUACAGUUGCACCCACUACAGUUGCACCCACUACAUUUGCACACACUACAGCUGCACCCACUACAGCUGCAUCCACUACAGUUGCACCCACUACAUUUGCACACACUACAUCUGCACCCACUACAGCUGCAUCCACUACAGCUGCACCAACUACAGUUGCACCCACUACAGCUGCAUCCACUACAGUUGCACCAACUACAGUUGCACCCACUACAGUUGCACCCACUACAUUUGCACACACUACAGCUGCACCAACUACAGCAUCACCCACUACAGCUGCACCAACUACAGUUGCACCCACUACAGUUGCACCCACUACAGUUGCACCCACUACAUUUGCACACACUACAGCUGCACCCACUACAGCUGCAUCCACUACAGUUGCACCCACUACAGCUGCAUCCACUACAGUUGCACCCACUACAUUUGCACACACUACAGCUGCACCCACUACAGCUGCACCCACUACAGCUGCACCCACUACAGCUGCACCCACUACAGCUGCAUCCACUACAGUUGCACCCACUACAGUUGAACCGACUACAGCUGCACCCACUACAGCUGCACCCACUACAGCUGCAACCACUACAGCUGCACCCACUACAGCUACACCCACUACAGCUGCACACACUACAUAUGCAUCCACUACAGCUGCACCCAGUACAGUUGCACCCACUACAGCUGCACCCACUACAGCUGCACCCACUACAGCUUCACCCACUACAGCUGCACCCACUACAGCUGCAUCCACUACAGCUGCACCCACUACAGCUACACCCACUACAGCAUCACCCACUACAGCUUCACCCACUACAGUUGCACCCACUACAGCUGCACAGAAUGUACCAUCGUCGACAAGUGAAGGUCCCUUGGUAACACAGUGGGCGGAAACCGUUAUUGAUUUUUCUUCUGAAUGGGACAGCCCGAAUCAUGGUGCAAACAAGAUAUUGGGUGAACCAGACGUCUACCCACUGUCGAGUUCCGAAUGGAAUGCAUGGCGACUCUCAUCGAGAGGCAAUGACGAGAUGAUUGAGUUGAAGUUCGACACGCCAGUUCUGAUAACGGGAGUAAGCAUCUAUGAGACCUUUAACCCAGGAUCUGUCUCACGAAUUACUUGUAACGAGAAUGGAGUAUACACCGUCCUAUGGCAAGCUGAGUCGUUUUCAACGUCGUCAACGGCUCGGAUAUUUAGUCCGAUAUUGACAUCCAGCUGUGUGUCCGAUACGAUCCGCAUCGACAUUACCGGAAGUACGAAUAUGUGGAAAGAAUACGACGCUGUACAACUACAAGGAUAUGUCUAUGAACCCCCAGUUUUGGUCGACGAACCCCUAGUUUUGGUCGACGGUUUUGGUCGACGAAUCCCUAGUUUUGGUCGACGAACCCUUAGUUUAGGUCGACGAACUCCCAGUUGUGGUCGACGAACCCCCAGUUUAGGUCGACGAGCCAUCAGUUAA